Messenger RNA from Prionailurus viverrinus (fishing cat), 1494 nucleotides. RefSeq names its product alcohol dehydrogenase E chain. Gene Ontology annotation, molecular function: zinc ion binding; all-trans-retinol dehydrogenase (NAD+) activity. The transcript is spliced from 10 exons. Bases 285 to 1412 code for a protein of 375 amino acids. Lineage: Eukaryota; Metazoa; Chordata; Mammalia; Carnivora; Felidae. The record is from RefSeq and is a predicted model, not a curated record. Gene Ontology annotation, cellular component: cytosol. Gene Ontology annotation, biological process: retinol metabolic process; retinoic acid metabolic process.
UUCUACUUUCCCAAGGCCUGAAUUUAGACUCAGAAGAAAUACUUAUUCCCUUCUUCCUUUCCCAUUCUUCCCUUCCCCUCCCUGCAACUUAGAUUCCAGACAAGGCAUUCCAGGAAGACAUUUACUUUUAACAUUAAAGUAAACAAACAUUAAUUCUGUUUUGAGACUACCGCGAUCAACCUUAAGACAACUAGAUCCUGCCAAGAUUACCACAAUCCCAGGACUUCCCGGAAAAGAGUCUAUAAGAAUUCACCAGUCUCCUGGUCUGCAGAGAAAACGCAACGAUGAGCACAGCAGGAAAAGUGAUCAAAUGCAAAGCAGCUGUGCUGUGGGAGUUAAAGAAACCCUUUUCCAUUGAGGAGGUGGAGGUUGCACCCCCUAAGGCCCAUGAAGUUCGUAUUAAGAUGGUGGCCACAGGAAUCUGUCGUUCAGAUGACCAUGUGGUUAGUGGAACAAUUAUCACGCCUCUCCCUGCGAUCUUAGGCCAUGAGGCAGCUGGCAUUGUGGAAAGUGUUGGAGAAGGUGUGACGACAGUAAAACCAGGUGACAAAGUCAUUCCACUCUUUACUCCCCAGUGUGGAAAAUGCAAUGUUUGUAAACACCCAGAAGGCAACUUCUGCGUGAAAAACGAUCUGAAUAUGCCUCGGGGGACCAUGCAGGAUGGUACCAUCAGAUUCACCUGCAGAGGGAAGCCCAUUUACCAUUUCCUUGGCAUCAGCACCUUCUCCCAGUACACAGUGGUGGAUGAGAUCUCAGUGGCCAAGAUUGAUGAAGCCGCACCACUGGAGAAAGUCUGUCUCAUUGGCUGUGGAUUUUCUACUGGUUAUGGGUCUGCAGUCAAAGUUGCCAAGGUCACCCAGGGCUCCACCUGUGCCGUGUUUGGCCUUGGAGGAGUCGGUCUGUCUGUUAUCAUAGGUUGUAAAACAGCAGGAGCGUCCAGGAUUAUUGGGGUGGACAUCAACAAAGACAAAUUUGCAAAGGCCAAAGAGGUGGGUGCCACUGAGUGCAUCAGCCCUCAGGACUACAAGAAACCAAUCCAGGAGGUGCUAAAAGAGAUGAGUGAUGGCGGUGUGGAUUUUUCAUUUGAAGUCAUUGGGCGGCUUGACACCAUGGUGGCUGCCUUGUCCUGCUGCCAAGAGUCAUAUGGUGUAAGCGUCAUCGUAGGAGUAGCUCCUUAUUCUCAGAAUAUCUCUAUGAACCCCAUGUUGCUAUUGGGCGGACGUACCUGGAAAGGAGCAGUUUUUGGUGGCUUUAAGAGUAAAGAUUCUGUCCCUAAACUUGUGGCCGAUUUUAUGGCUAAGAAGUUCUCACUUGAUCCAUUAAUAACCCAUGUUUUGCCUCUUGAAAAAAUAAAUGAAGGAUUUGACCUGCUUCGCUCUGGAAAAAGCCUCCGCACCAUCCUGACAUUUUGAGACCAUACAAAUGCCUUCCUUUGGAGCAGGUCUUUUGGCUCCUGCACCUUCUGGAACCAUCAACCAAACAGCAUCAUUAACU